CACGUAAACAGAGGAACAGGGAAUUGAGGAGGAACGACGAAUCGAUAAUAGUUGGAGAUAAGAGUGUAAUAAUUUUAAACCGACCUAAGGAAUUAUGCCAUAAAUUUAUCCAUGAUCCAAAAAAUAUGGUAUAUUCCAUUCUUAACCAAUGGGAAUUUUCAAAGAAGUUGGUAAUAAUAGAAGGUACGAGUGAAAAAGCGUUUUGUGCGGGUGGUGACGUUAAAUCGCUUGCCUUGGCAUUGAGUGAAACAAAAGACCUUUAUUUGAUUGAAGAAACAUUUAGACAAGGCUAUAUCUUAAAUCAUUUAAUCGGAACAUAUAACAAAUCUUAUAUUGCUAUCAUCAAUGAGAUAACAAUGGAAGGCGGCGUAGGAUUAUUUGGCAAAUAUAGAAUUGCUACGGAAAAAUCUCUCUGUGCUAUUCCAGAAAUGGCAAUAGGAUUAUUUCCCGAUAAUGGUGCGACUUAUUUCUUGUCCAGACUGAAAGUGUCGACGUUCUCUUUGCUGGAAUCGCCACGCAUUUUGUGCCAUCAGAAAAACUCACGGAUUUUCAGACUGGGCACAAAAAACAUAGAUGUACUAUUCAAAAUGUCUCCGUCUUCUCUCAAAAUCACCAAAAGAGCGAUCGAUGAAGGAAAAGAAAAAUCCUUAACGGAUUGUUUAAAUAUUAAGUUUAGAUUGGUUUGUACUGCUCUGAUCAGAGACGAUGAUUUCUAUAAAGGUGUCAGAGUUUUCUUAAUCGACAAAGAUCGGAAACCAUUAUGGAAGCAUCUUUGCCUGAUGUAACGAAUGAAUAUUUAAAUAAACGAUUCGCAGUACUCCCUGUGAAGAAAGCA
Acromyrmex echinatior (Panamanian leafcutter ant) is the source of this 835-nucleotide messenger RNA. RefSeq names its product 3-hydroxyisobutyryl-CoA hydrolase, mitochondrial-like. Gene Ontology annotation, molecular function: 3-hydroxyisobutyryl-CoA hydrolase activity. The record is from RefSeq and is a predicted model, not a curated record. Gene Ontology annotation, cellular component: mitochondrion. NCBI's taxonomy places the organism in Eukaryota, Metazoa, Arthropoda, Insecta, Hymenoptera, Formicidae. Gene Ontology annotation, biological process: L-valine catabolic process.